AUGGCAACCACACCGUCACCGUCACCACAGGCGGAGAGGCUGAACGUAAUCGCCCUCAUCUCCGGCGGCAAGGACUCGUUCUAUUCCCUGCUUCACUGCCGGGAGAACGGCCACCGGGUCGUGGCCUUGGCUAACCUCUUCCCCUCCGCCGCGGGAGCGGGAACCGGCACAGGCCGGACAAGCCCGUCGUCUUCCGUAUCCGACGAGGCGGCCCCACCUCCCGGAGCUACCAUCCCUGAUCAAGAGGAAGAGGACCUCAACAGCCACAUGUACCAAACCGUGGGCCACAGCAUCAUCCCCCUCUACGCCGAAGCCACCGGCAUCCCCCUCUACCGGAAGGCCAUCAGCUCCUACGGUGCGACCCAGCACGGGAAGGAUUACUCGCACUAUGUCUCCACUCCGGAGGAGGUCAACGAGAGGAAGCAUGACGAGACGGAGUCGAUGUUUUGUUUGCUCAAGGGGAUCAGGCAGAGGCAUCCAGAGGUGAAUGCGGUUUGUGCGGGGGCGAUUCUCAGCACGUAUCAGCGGACGAGGGUUGAGUCAGUGGCUGUGAGGUUGGGGUUGACGCCUUUGGCGUACUUGUGGAAGUUUCCUACUUUACCUGCUAGUCCGGGGGGUGAUGAUGGGCAGCUGUUGCUGGAUAUGGAGCAGGCCGGGUUGGAGGCGAGGAUUAUAAAGGUUGCGAGCGGGGGGUUGGAGGAGGGGGAUUUGUGGGUUAAUGUUGCGAGUAGGGAGGGAAGGAACAAGGUGGAGAAGGGGAUGAAGAAGUAUGCUUUUGGGGGACGGUUGGAUGAGGGGGCCGUGAUUGGGGAAGGAGGUGAGUUUGAGACGUUGGUUGUGGAUGGGCCGGGGGGGUUGUUUAAGAAGAGGGUUGUGGUUGAGGAGGAGGGGAGGAGGGUGGUGAGGGAGGGUGGGGGGACAGCUUGGCUGAGUAUCACCGGGGCGAGGUUAGAGGUGAAGGAGGAGUUGAGGCAUGGGAAAAUCAGGGUGCCUGGGAUGUGGGAUGACAAGUUUCAGGCUAUCCUUGAUACUUUGGCAUCGAAUGAUGAACUGCCAAUACAGGAUCCGAGUCUUGAAGACGGUCAAGACAACACCGACGCUGUCCUUCCCGACCUCACCAAACUCCAACCCUCCAACAUCCAGCACCUAAUAUUCACCUCCAUCGACCACCCAUCCGUUCAAGACGAAACAACCUCCGUCACCACCCUCAUCGAGGCCUACCUCGCCUGCCAAUCCCUCCCCUCAACCGUCAUCCUCUCCACCACCAUUCUCCUCCGCAACAUGUCUGACUUUGCCACCAUAAACCCCAUCUACGGCUCCCUAUUCCCCUUCCCUAACCCCCCGUCCCGAGUUUGCAUCUCCUGCGGGGAUCUCCUCCCCAAAGGCAUCAACAUCGUCAUCGCCCUAGCCCUCUCGGCCACCCCAGACAUCAAAAGAGAUGGCCUCCACGUCCAGAGCAGAUCCUACUGGGCACCGGCCAACAUCGGCCCCUAUUCCCAAGCAAUCACCACCCCUCUGUUUCCCAACUCCCAAGCAAAAGCAGUCAGGAUCGCGGGUCAGAUCCCCCUCAUCCCAGCAACCAUGACCCUUCCCCCACCAGAAGAAGACCUCAACACACAACUCGUCCUUUCCCUGCAGCACCUCUUCCGAAUCGGAGUCGAAACCGGCGUGCAGCUGUUCACCUCGGGAGUGGCCUUCUUCCCUCGCUCCUCCUCCGGGAACAUGCAAGAAAGGGUCAAACUUGCAGUCAAAGUUUGGGAGUUGGCACAUGCACUCCCCAAAAAUAAGGAUGAUGGUGAUGAGGAGGAGGAGGGUGAGGAUGGAGAUGGUCCAGAUAUUUGGGAUAGGAAAUAUAACUCGGCUUAUACCUCAUUUGCCUCGGCCGGCCAGGCCACCCAGGGGCCGCGGCUCCCAGAUUGGAGCGCGGUAAAGACCAAAACUACCAUUCCGCCUGUCUUUGUGGCUGAGGUGGAGGAGUUGCCUAGAGGAAGUGGAGUAGAGUGGCAGGGUCAUCUUGGGAUUGCCUCUGCUGGGGAAGAUAGUGUGGAGAUUGUGAAAAGAGGAGAGAGUAUCUGGCAGGUUGUGGUGGAGGAGAGGUUUGUUCAGACUGUGGUUGUUGAGGGGGUGGAUAGAGACAGUGUUGAUGAGGGUGUUGGGGCGGUGGUGAAGGAGUUGGAGGGGAGGUGGUUGGUGCCUGUUGUUACUUAUUUGGAUAAGGGGUUUAAGUACAGAUUGGGCGAGGAAGGGAAGGGGUUGGUUGUGCCGUGUAGGAGUUUGUGGGAUGGGAAGGGGGAGAGGGUGGGGAUGGUGAGGGUUUGGGAGGGGGUUUUGAGGGAGGAUUGA
Messenger RNA from Podospora bellae-mahoneyi, 2343 nucleotides. RefSeq lists its product as uncharacterized. The record is from RefSeq and is a predicted model, not a curated record. Gene Ontology annotation, biological process: protein histidyl modification to diphthamide. NCBI's taxonomy places the organism in Eukaryota, Fungi, Ascomycota, Sordariomycetes, Sordariales, Podosporaceae. The transcript has a single exon. Gene Ontology annotation, molecular function: diphthine-ammonia ligase activity. The coding region runs from base 1 to 2343 and encodes 780 amino acids.